Molecule: messenger RNA, 895 nt
Organism: Brassica oleracea var. oleracea
Lineage: Eukaryota; Viridiplantae; Streptophyta; Magnoliopsida; Brassicales; Brassicaceae
Exons: 1
Coding region: 274-684 (136 amino acids)
Biological process (GO): cytokinin biosynthetic process
Source: RefSeq, a predicted model, not a curated record
AUGACUUGUCUUGUAGUUCUUCAAUUGAGAAAAAACAAUGGUGCUAAGUUUGCCAUGUGGUGAUACUCACUUAUGGUAUUCAUUUAUAUGAGUGAUUCCAUAGGCUCCAGCUUUUCCUGAUUCAGAAACACAAGAAAGGAAAUAGAUCAGACAAAAAAAGACAGUUCUUCAACGCCAAAGGCAACGAGAGACACAGAGGGUAAAUAGAUUAGAAGAAGCCGAGGUCGUAAAGUUAUAAUAAAGAAAAAGCUUAGUUAACCUUUUGUGUUGGCAAUGGAGUCUCCUAGUAUCCAUGGAGGUUCUGAGGAGAAGAGUAGUUGUGAAUCAGGAUGGACCAUGUACAUUGAAGACACCUUCCAUGGGAGCCAUCACUCUGAAGAAUACAAUGACGAUGAUGGUGAUGAUUUCCGUGUAAAAGAAGUCGAUGAUGAUAGUAGUAAAAAUGGGAGCGAUGACUCCAUGACUUCUGAUGCAUCUUCAUGGCCUAGCACUCAGCUUCCAAGGAACACCAAGAAUCAUGCAGAGGCCAAGAAUAGUAAUGCCAAGAAAGUCAAUCAUCAGACAAAGAACAGAGCUAGCGAAAAAUCCAGCAACCAAGAAGAAGAAUCUGAGUUCAAGGCUAGAACAAGAACCACUGCAGCUAGCCGUGUUCGAAGUAGAGACAAGGUGAGCAAAACCAAAUAAGACUCCUUAAUACAUGGUUUUAGUUUCCAUUGCUAUAUCCAAUGUUCUCUUUGGCUCAAGGAAAAAGUUUCUAGAGCUGAUAUCAAAAUCAUGUAGUUUUUUUUUCCAUUUGAUAUGUUAUUUUGUAAUUGCAUUGCUUUCUUUAACAGGAUUAUGUAUUCUUGCUAAAAGCAAAUCCCGUUCCUGUAACUUUAACAGGAUUAUAUGUACC